This is a messenger RNA of Truncatella angustata, 606 nucleotides long. RefSeq lists its product as uncharacterized. The transcript has 2 exons. The record is from RefSeq and is a predicted model, not a curated record. NCBI's taxonomy places the organism in Eukaryota, Fungi, Ascomycota, Sordariomycetes, Amphisphaeriales, Sporocadaceae. The coding region runs from base 1 to 606 and encodes 201 amino acids.
AUGGCACCAACCCCCUCACGCAUAUUGCCUGCCUAUACCGUCAUCCAAAUCGCCGUACCUACCUAUGCGGGCUCUUACUUGCUCUUCGACCAUUCCUACCCUAUUGCUGGCUCUGCGGAACAGGCACUGAAGCAGAUCGCUAAGAAAUUGAGCGUGACUAUCUGGCCGCAUCGUAGUGUCAUGUCACCGGUCCUCAUGCGGCAACUAUUUUUCAAGCUCGAAGUCUCGCUUGCCGAGGUGUCCUACCCUCGACAUGCGGACACCAGAGCAGAAUUACCGCACGAGGUCACUGUUACUCACAAGGUUAUGUCGGGGAAGCUGAACGACUCUUUCCGCAAUCCGAGCCUCCUCGGCGACCGGCGCCUCCUUCGAGAGUUUCCAGGCCUUGCGCACACGGCUGUUCAUCGUCAGACGAUUCUCUUCGACUACCGCAUCAACUACAAAAACAUCGCCUUUCUCGUAUUUGGAUGCCUCCUGGUUUCCUUCAUCGUUUCCAUCGCGGUUGGCAUAACAUCCAAGAAUUUGGGCUACGGGAUCGGUUGUGGCGGCGCCUUGUUCGGACUUACUAGCGGCGUGCAAGCACUUCUCUUCUGGGUUACGAAAUAA